UUAGAGAAGGAUAAUUAAUCAUGAAACUCUUAGAAAAAAUUACUUAUGUAGAAUGUUUUAUGUUAAUUAUGGUGACAUGGUUUGUGUCCAUGAGUCAUGGUGAGAAUGGUAAAGUAGCCGAAGCACCACUAGGCAACCCAACCAACGGGCUCGACACUUCUUGGUAUGACGCUCGAGCCACAUUUUACGGUGAUAUCCAUGGUGGAGGCACUCUAGAAGGAGCUUGUGGAUACGGUAACAAACCAACGUAUGGUCUAGCCACAGCAGCAUUGAGCACGGUGCUUUUCAACAACGGGUACACUUGCGGAGCUUGUUACGAGAUCAUGUGUACACGUUCGCCACAAUGGUGUUUGCCCGGAUCCAUCAAGAUCACAGCGACAAAUUUCUGUCCACCAGAUUCUGCUUGGUGCAACGCGCCAAACAAACACUUUGAUCUUUCCCAACCAAUGUUCCUCAAGAUCGCUCAGUACAAAGCCGGGAUUGUCCCGAUUAGAUACAGGCGUGUUCCUUGUUCGAGAGCUGGUGGUGUCAAGUUUGAAACCAAAGGAAACCCUAAUUUCUUAAUGAUCUUGGCGUAUAAUGUAGGAGGAGCCGGUGAUAUUAAGUACGCCCAAGUUAAGGGAAGCAAAACCGGGUGGAUAACAAUGGCAAGAAACUGGGGACAAAACUGGAGCACUAGUGUUGUUCCGACUGGUCAGAGCUUAUCAUUGAGAGUUACGACGAGUGAUGGUGUUACAAAGGACUUUAUUAAUGUGAUGCCAUCAAAUUGGGGAUUUGGACAAACUUUUGAUGGGAAGACUAACUUUUAAGAAUAAUGAUAUGAAAUUUUUUUCAAGUUGUGGCUUAUACAACUAAGAGAUGUAUUGGUUGCAAUAAUUAAAUAUAAAUGAGA
Molecule: messenger RNA, 892 nt
Organism: Capsella rubella
Lineage: Eukaryota; Viridiplantae; Streptophyta; Magnoliopsida; Brassicales; Brassicaceae
Product: expansin-A25
Exons: 2
Coding region: 21-809 (262 amino acids)
Biological process (GO): plant-type cell wall organization
Cellular component (GO): extracellular region
Source: RefSeq, a predicted model, not a curated record